UUUUGGCGGGAACGUGAGGAGUGAAGUUGUGUGAUUUGUUUUAUUUUGUCUAUUUAGUGUUUCUUCGGGUUUAAAUGUGUAAUAAUGGUGGUUUAUUAAGUGUUUAAUAUCUGUGAAAGUGCGCAAAUGUGGAAAAAUGAAACAAAGCCGCUGGACGUAACUUCUCGGGAUCCUCCAAAAAGUCCACUGAAAAAAUCUUAGUAAAUGACCACCAUUUUACUGAGAUUAUAUUUCAUCCCAUUUCAUUUCAUUUAAUUUCAUCCCGUUGAUUAAUAUCUCAAAUUAGUCGUCUUCAUUAUUUCACUCCAUAAUAUUAUUUUUCAUAAAAAUUGAAUAUAAAUUAAAAUAAGACAUGACUUAAAGGUCUCAGUUCCCUUAAAAAAAAAGUGUUGCAACAUUGUUCCUACUUUUAUUUUUUAGAGUUGUCAAAAGCUUGGGAGUAGGGAAGGUCUUUUUAAUUUUUUGUGAUUUUGUUUAGAGUAUUUAAUUUAUUUAAGUUCGUUUCGUAGAUAAUGGUCAUCCAAGAUGAUGUCUGAUCAGUUUAGGAAAGUAGAACCAUAUUCGCCAAAAUCGUCGCCGAGGGGUGCGAGGUCACCAGUCGUCUCUCGCCAAGAUUCUUCUGGUACACUCAAAACUACUAUAUCCUUAGGCAAAAACCCGUCUAUAGUGCACAGCGGACCAUUCUAUUUGAUGAAAGAACCCCCGGGAGAAUGUGAACUGACAGGCGCUACAAAUUUAAUGGCCUACUAUGGACUUGUACAUUCUUACAGUAAGUUUAAUGGCAAAAAGCUGAAGGAAUCCCUAUCAUCUUUCCUUCCGAACCUGCCGGGCAUCGUUGACGGACCUGGGCAGGACGAUAACAGUACUCUAAGUUCAGUUAUAGCUAAGAGACCAAUUGGUGGUAAAGAAUUACUGCCAUUAACUAGUGCUCAGUUGGCAGGUUUUCGAUUACACCCUGGCCCACUUCCUGAGCAGUACAGAUAUGUGAGUGCAACACCACCAAAGCGACAUAAAAGCAAACAUAAGAAACAUAAGCAUAAAGAUGGUGCACCUCCUGGGCAAGAGACACCUUUACAAGAUUCAUCAAAUCCAGACACAUAUGAGAAAAAGCAUAAGAAGCAAAAACGUCAUGACGAUGAGAAAGAACGAAAGAAGAGAAAAAAAGAGAAAAAGAGAAAAAAGCAAAAACACAGCCCUGAGCAUGGAGGCCUUACACCAAACCAACAUCCAUUACCGUAAAUAUAAGUGUACAAGUAGGUUUAAGUCGAAUAAUGAGCCCAAAGAGAGUAUUGUACUAAAGAUGACUAAAAAUUAGUAAUUCAUUGUGUUCUAGUGAUAUUCCAUUACUAGUGAAAUGUACCUCUACACUUUGUUGUGCAUAUGACUAAAUGUAUGAACGGCACUCAUUUGUUGAAACUACACGUGCUAUCUAUCAUAAGUUGAUUGUAAUACGAUGGAAUGUUGUUAACAUUUCAUUAAAGUGGAAAGUUUUCCUCAAUUGGUUGAAUGGUAUAAUAACACAAGAAGAAUAACAUACAAUUGGUUGUGGCCUAAAGGAUAAGACGUCUGGUGCAUUCGUGUUAAGCGAUGCACUGGUGUUCGAAUCCCAGGCAAGUACCAAUUCUUUUAAUGAAAUACAUACUUGACAAAUGUUCACGAUUGACAUCCACAGUGAAGGAAUAACAUUGUAAUAAAAGUCAAACCUGCAAAAUUAUAAUUUGCGUCAUUACUGGUGGUAGGACCUCUUGUGAGUCCGCAUGAGUAGCUACUACCAGCCCGCCUAUUUCUGCCGAAGUAAUAAGUUUCGGUUUGAAGAAUGGGGCAGCUGUUGUAACUAUACUUGAGACCAUUGCAUUUAUGUUACAUCCACCCAUCUAAGCAAUAAAAUAAAAAAAAGAGUAGAUUUAUCUGAAUCUAUAUUUCUUCAUUAUUCAAUGGGGUGUAUAUGUCCAUAAAAUGAAGAAAAAACGAAGUUUUUUAUCACAUUUUAAACCAUAAUAAGAAAAAUGAGGUUUGCAAGACUUUUGUUUUUAUGAAAUACCUAAAAUUGCUAGUCAGGCAAUGUUUUAAACUUAUAGCUAAUUUAUUAUCUUUACUUCAUAGUAAUUACUUUUGAUUCUGAACUUAAGAUUUCUAGUAACUUCUACUUGGCUUUCAACAGGUUCGAUUGCAUGGUAGAUUUAAUAAGAUUUUGUUAUGCUAAGUUACCUAAUAGAGUUAAAAUGCCAUGAUGGCAAGCAACAUUGUGUUAAGUUGACCACUUUGAAAGAAUAAUCACAUCAUUCUCAAAUGUUUCUAAUGCAAACAUUAGGAAUUUAUUAAAAAAUAUUACUAAUUAAGAAUUAAAUUUCUGAGCGAAUUGCCCACAGAGUGACAUUAAAACAAAAAUAUUGUUACUGUUGAAUUCCAUGAGGUCUCUUCCAUCUCUUUGGGCUCGACUCAAAGUAAUGUAUUUAAUUAAUAUUUAAGAAUUUGUUAUAAGAAAAUCGUUCUGUUUACCAAGUUAAGCUAAAUUUAAUGUUUUUUUUUAUUAUUAUUUAGAAUACAAUAAAACACACCUGUGUAGGUAGCUGCAGACGAAAAAAUAUUGCAGAAAUCUCUAAAAUUUUCUGAAGCAAAUUUUAGGAAUAAAUGAAAUUGAAAUUUUAAGAAUUACAUAUUUAGUGGUAGGACUAUGUUCUUUAAAAUUUGCUUCGGCAUCAAUAUAAUGUCCUGUUAACCUGAUAGUGUAAUUGAUAAUUUUGUUUUCUUUUUACCACCCUUAUAGAAAUAAAAUUUGAUAGAAAGACAUUAUUUAAA
Messenger RNA from Bombyx mori (domestic silkworm), 2799 nucleotides. It is a transcript of the gene MED19, whose product is annotated as mediator of RNA polymerase II transcription subunit 19. The transcript has 3 exons. Gene Ontology annotation, molecular function: transcription factor binding; transcription coregulator activity. Bases 526 to 1239 code for a protein of 237 amino acids. Gene Ontology annotation, biological process: positive regulation of transcription by RNA polymerase II. NCBI's taxonomy places the organism in Eukaryota, Metazoa, Arthropoda, Insecta, Lepidoptera, Bombycidae. The record is from RefSeq and is a predicted model, not a curated record. Gene Ontology annotation, cellular component: mediator complex.